AUGACCGCAUUUUUCGCACCGGCUAGGCUGAGACGUUCUUUCGACGACAAUCAUAACACUCACACUGAUGAUACUGACUUCUUUGUUGGUGGCGAAGAGGGUGGUCUGGAAUUGCAGCAUGAGUAUCUGCGCUCGUUGAUUGCUGGAGAUCGGAAACAAGCGGGGUUUAGCAUUGGGCGUAAGCAGGCUGCUGUCUUGUCGAGGGUGUUUUGUGUUGGGUCGCCGGAACUUGGGACGACUACUGGAGGCGUGGGUGUAAGGAGAGGUGCUGGCUAUAGCUCCUUGAUGGCGGAGAAGGGGCUAGGUAUGGCUGUGGUUGAGGAGAGCGAGGAGGACGUGGCGACCACUACCGAGACUACCGCGCCCUCGAGCCCGCCGGAUCUGGCUUUCUCCAAAAGCUCGAAGAGUUCCUAUGAAUCAUCCACGAGCGAUGUGUCGAGUGAGAAUGAUGUGUCCACCGAUAAGCUGGGGCAUUUUGAUGAGGUCGGAUUGGAGGAUCAGGAGGAGAGGGAACGGAGUAGUUUGGAGGAGUGUAAUGUGAAGCCUGAAAGUCGACCGACGUUGAGACGACCUACGAAGAGGACUGCGACUGGUGGGAGUGAGCCGGUGAGGCAAGAGGCACAAAGGCCGGAGAAGAGGUAUCCUAGCUUGAAGGGUGCUGUCACCGGUGUGCUGCAGGAUCAUUCACUUGGUCUGCCGCAAGGACGUGGUAUGCGACGAGGAUUCACUAGCCCAUCGUCGCCGUCAUUCAUGAAAGGGCCACAGAGGAUACCGUCCAGGUCACCGUCGCCUGUCGUUCCUAUCAAUAGAAAUGGCAGCUCUCCACAACUAUUGUCAAGCACCACUGGUCGAUCUUCCUGGAGUGCGCCGUCACCAAAUCCAAAUGGAUCAUUCGUGCGUAGAAUGUCAUGGCAGCCGGGCAAGAAGACAGCGAAGCAAUUGGAAGACGAGUACGAUGAUGGUGACGACGAGCUUCCCGAUGAGGCGAUACUGGAGAACAUCCCGAUCGUGGGCAUGCUACAACCGUUACCACACCGCUCACCACGCAUGAAGACACCGAGUCCGCAACGAAAACCCUCACAUCCCGAGCUACAUCGGCUGCACUCUGCAAAUGUGCCAAAGCAUGCGCGGCGACCAGCCGCACCAACAAUCAUGCCGAAUGGACAGUACGGUGCUCCGCGAUCACCUCGCCACGGUCGACCACCAAUGAUGCCACAGAGUGCGACAGUAACAUCUUUCCCACCGGAGCCUCUCAGCCAAAAGAACCGCUCACGAUCUUGGGCCGAGCAUCUCAAUAAUGAAGCGCGCGAAUUAUCUGCAGCCUUGGAAGAGUAUACAGAGCAUCUAUCGACAGAUCGCCGGCACUCCGCCACUAGCAGCACUAUAAGAACACCCGAGACUGCAGGCUCCUCCUCCGCCCGACCUAGCCUAAGCAAAACCCGAACAAAAACAAGCACAGUCGAACUACCACCUCUCCAAAAAAGCAACGUCGUCCUGGACCCUCUGCCAAUCAGCAAAGAGAAAGAAGCCGUCCUCACCCGAACUCGACCCUCCUGGCUUCCACCGAAGAACCAAAAAGAAGAGAAGAAGCAUGUCAAAGAAUGGGAGCAGAUGAUGUCUCGCUCGGCUGAGCAGGAGAAGAAGAAGGCCGCGAAGCUUGAGAAAGACGCCGAGACGAAAGAGGAGAAGGCGCUGGGUAGGGCGAGGAUAUGGGAGGAGCAUGUUUUGCCUGAUUGGGAUAGCGUGGUCAAGGAGCCCAAGACCCGCGAAUUGUGGUGGAAGGGUGUGAGUCCCGAGAGCCGAGCAGCGGUCUGGAGCAAAGCAGUGGGCAACGAGCUCCAGCUCUCCGCUGCGAGCUAUGAAGCCGCGCUUGGCAGGGCGAAGGAACUGGAGACACGGAUCGCGGAGAUGUCGGCGGAGGAACGCUCACGUACGCCUGAGGCGGCAUGGUUCGCGGCUAUUGAUCGUGAUGUCCCUACCGCUUUCCCGGAUCUGGAGAUUUUCUCGGAUGAAGAGAGUGCGGUGCCCGCGGCGCUGAGGGGUGUCUUGAUGGCUUACGCCAUGUACCGUCGCGACGUCGGGUACGUCUAUGGCACGCACUGUAUCGCUGCGGUGCUGUGUCUGCAUAUGCGAGCCCCGGAGGCUUUCGUGGUACUUGCUAAUCUGCUCAAUCGACCACUGCCGCUGGGAUUCCUGGUCGGGGAUAAGAGUGCCAUGGGUGCGGUUUAUGAGGCCGUGCUGCAGAGAUUGGAGGCGAAGUUUCCGAGGCUGUAUCAGCAUCUUAGUGCGCAGGAGAUCAAUCUUAAGGUUGAGGAGAUUCUGGAGCCAAUGCUCCGGCCGCUGUUUGCCAGAGGUCUGCCGGCGGGACAUGUGGCAAGGGUUUGGGAUGUUUUUGUUCUUGAGGAGGAUGGUGCAGUUGUGAGGGCUGCCGUCGCUGUGUUGGGGCGGUUGGAGAGUAGGCUUUAUGGGACGAGGAGGGAGGUUUUAGGUUUGCUUGGGUGGGGGUUUGAAGGGGUUUGGGAUGUUGGGAGUGAAGAGGAGUUUAUGGUUGCUGUUAGGGAUGCGGGCAAGAUUGAUGUGGUGGCGAGGAGUGCUUGA
This is a messenger RNA of Recurvomyces mirabilis, 2598 nucleotides long. RefSeq lists its product as uncharacterized. The record is from RefSeq and is a predicted model, not a curated record. NCBI's taxonomy places the organism in Eukaryota, Fungi, Ascomycota, Dothideomycetes, Mycosphaerellales, Teratosphaeriaceae. The coding region runs from base 1 to 2598 and encodes 865 amino acids. The transcript has a single exon.